ACUGUUGGCGGGUCGCGUGAAGCGAAAAACCAUGGCGGCCAACUCCGUGGCCACCGAGCAGAAGGCUUCCAAAGUCCUCGGCUUGGUGUUCUUCACCUUCGUCCUGUGCUGGUCGCCCUUCUUCAUACUCAACAUCCUCUUCGCUGCCUGCCCGGACUGCCACGUGCCCCAGCACGUCGUGGUGGUGUGCCUGUGGCUGGGCUACGUCAGCUCCACCAUCAACCCCAUCAUCUACACAGUGUUCAACAAGACCUUCAGGGCGGCCUUCAUCAGGCUGCUGCUGUGCCGCUGCCAGAG
Molecule: messenger RNA, 297 nt
Organism: Anoplophora glabripennis (Asian longhorned beetle)
Lineage: Eukaryota; Metazoa; Arthropoda; Insecta; Coleoptera; Cerambycidae
Product: 5-hydroxytryptamine receptor 2A-like
Exons: 1
Biological process (GO): serotonin receptor signaling pathway; chemical synaptic transmission; G protein-coupled receptor signaling pathway, coupled to cyclic nucleotide second messenger
Cellular component (GO): membrane; dendrite
Molecular function (GO): neurotransmitter receptor activity; G protein-coupled serotonin receptor activity; serotonin binding
Source: RefSeq, a predicted model, not a curated record